AGCCACGGAGCUUCCAGUAAAAGACGGCGGAGAAACUGGGAUUCAAAGUCGUCACAGAACACAUCGCUGCUUUGAAAUCCAUUUUCUGCCGGACGGUUUGAUGGCCAAGGUCCACGCGCUCCCAGCUCUGUGUCAUCUGAAACUCGCGCAUUUGAAGAGUCCUGAUGUGAUGUGAAAGUCGACGGCUCGUGACCUCGCGACCAUAUUAAAAUGAUGUCACGCGCAGCCACAAGUGGACCUGGGAUUUAUCAAGUUCCCUGCAGUUGAGCAGGAGUUGUGCCAGCCUCCUCCUCCUCCUCCUCCUUCUCCUCUUUCUCCUGCGGAGACACGGAACUCAGAAUCGACGGAGAAGAACUGAGCAAAUGAUCUACUUUCCCCUGUACUUCCAGGGCGGUAACGAUCAGCGGGUCUCGACACUCCGCACGCAGCCAUCGAGCGAGCUGCGGCCGCCCGCUUUGCCAUCAUUAAGCGUGAAAACAGAGGCUGUGAUUAAGAGGGGGCUUCCCCGACAGAUGAUGCCCUUUCCUGCGGGCCGCUGAGGAGCAGCGCCGACCCCUCGCUCCUUCCACUACUUUGUUGUUGUUGUCUUUGUGCGGCUGAUGCGAACAUGAUGGACGGUUCUCUCUGCCGCCCAGCGGGUAUCCUAGGCGCCCCCCCGGCCACCGGGAGCCAGCCCGCGGGCUCAGACAUGAUCACCACCGGCGGCAGCACCAAGCCUCUCGCUUUCUCCAUCGACCGCAUUAUGGCCAGGACACCCGAACCCAAGUCGAUACCGCUCAGCACCUGGUUCCAGACCUCUCCCGUGGGGAAGCCCGACGUGUGUCCGUCCUCACUGCACUGCAUGAUCCCGCUGGUACCUCUCGGGUACGAGGCGGGCCACCGACUCAGCAUCAGCGGGCUGGAUCCGGGCCACUUGGACGGCUCUCACCUGCCGGCUCCUGUAGACAUUUUGGGAUUCGGGUUGAAUUACCGAACCCAGCAGGAGGACUCCGUUGUGAGCCAAAGCGGCGGUCAGUACAAACUUUUCAGACCGCGGGUGGUGAACCAGUCCUCCCUCUCCACCGUGGGCACCAUGUGUUACCUGAACUGCACUGGCGAUGGAGGGGCCUGCACCCCGCCGGCCGGCCUGGUCAACCUGCACCCGAUGGCCUCGUACCUCCUCACCGCCCGACACAAAGCCCUCAUCGCGGAAAAGAGCAAACAGCAGGGCGGAGAGCGCUACUCGGUGUCCGGGGUGCAGGCCUUCAAGCAGCUCUCUCCCAGCCAGAUCCAGCACUACAUGAAGGAAAGGGAUCAAAUGCUCACGGACAAGAUGUUUAAAGGUUCCCCGGCAGCAGCGGCAGCGGCCCGACUGAGCGGUUCCUGUUCCGGCAGCAAACCCAAAGUGUUCACCUGCGAGGUCUGCGGAAAGGUGUUUAACGCGCACUACAAUCUGACCCGGCACAUGCCCGUGCACACUGGCGCGCGACCGUUCAUCUGUAAAGUUUGCGGGAAAGGGUUCCGUCAGGCCAGCACGCUGUGCCGACACAAGAUCAUCCACACUCAGGAAAAACCUCACAAGUGUAACCAGUGUGGGAAAGCCUUCAACCGGAGCUCCACGCUCAACACGCACACUCGGAUCCACGCGGGAUACAAACCGUUUGUGUGCGAGUUCUGUGGGAAAGGAUUCCACCAGAAAGGAAACUACAAGAACCACAAGCUGACACACAGCGGGGAGAAGCAGUUCAAGUGCUCCAUCUGCAGCAAGGCGUUCCACCAGGUGUACAACCUCACCUUCCAUAUGCACACUCACAAUGACAAGAAGCCAUUCACCUGCCCCACCUGUGGCAAAGGCUUCUGCAGGAACUUUGACCUGAAGAAACACAUCAGAAAGCUGCAUGACCCAGCUGGGGCGCCCUCGCCCCUGCAGUCCUGAAAUCCUUCUAAGCUAUGACAAACUGAAUCCAGCUCCUGGGCUGUUGAGGACAGAUUCAGAAAUGAGUAGCCUGUGUUCAGGUCUGUGCACUUUCUCUGCUCCAGUCCUUGUUAAUUAGCACUGACUCUGAAAUGCUCUGGAAACUAAAGUAUUGUAGUGGUUUUGUUCCCUUGUUUUACGCUGCAUAUGCUGCCCUCUGCUGUUUAAAUGGGCAGUUUGAACCUGCUAAUGACUCAACUCUUUCAAUCCAGCAGUUUUACCUUCAGCACAGUCAUGGAGCCGUCCAAAGAAUUGACUUUGAUUCUUUACGUGGCAAAACGUGCAUGAACUUAAUCCACAGAGCAUAUUUUACCUCAAUAUUGUCCUUUUGUUCCCUCAAAAUAAAAAUAAAAAAUUCAGUAUUAUUGAUUCAAGCCUCCCUGAAUCAGUAUUUGCUGUAUUGAUGAUUCCUAACCAAUGCCACUGGAUAAUGUUUCAUCUCAUCAAAGCUAAGAUAGUAAAGCCUGCUUCAGCAACA
This is a messenger RNA of Xiphophorus hellerii (green swordtail), 2432 nucleotides long. RefSeq names its product FEZ family zinc finger 1 (gene fezf1). The record is from RefSeq and is a predicted model, not a curated record. Gene Ontology annotation, biological process: regulation of transcription by RNA polymerase II. NCBI's taxonomy places the organism in Eukaryota, Metazoa, Chordata, Actinopteri, Cyprinodontiformes, Poeciliidae. The transcript is spliced from 4 exons. Gene Ontology annotation, molecular function: DNA-binding transcription factor activity, RNA polymerase II-specific. Gene Ontology annotation, cellular component: nucleus. Bases 608 to 1915 code for a protein of 435 amino acids.